CUUAUUUAGAACGAUGAAAAUUAUAUUUUUAGAUUUAAUAAAUGUCUAAUUUAUUUAUAUUCUUUGUUUCAGGUUGAAGGACAAAAUACUUGAGUAAAGCCAAGAUGUUUCAUAUUGUUGUAUUUGACAAUACAAAUGAGGUUGAAGUUGUGCCUUCAGUCUGGAUAAAAAAUGGGGAGUGGAUGUGGCCUUCAAAUAAAAUUUAUGUUGCAAAAGCGGUAAAAUUCCAAGAAUGUCCUAGAGAGGGAUGGAAGCCCCAUAAGGCCAGAAUUAUCUUCACGUCACAUGACUACAAUGAAGCUCGUCUCAGACUACCUGAAGCUGUCCUUCACACUGACCUUGGAAGUGAUGGAGGGGAGUCGCCAGUUAAAUGUAAAAGAAAAAGAAUACGCAAGAACAUACUUUUUCCUGGAGAGGAAGACGACGAUGAUGACCAUGAGAUAAAAGGAUCCUCGAAAGAAAAGAAGUCGAGAACUGAACUGCCUAAUGCUCCAAAAAUCAACAUGCAGUGCAAAACUCCUGCGUCAAACACUCCUAACCUCCACUCAAGUGACCACAGUACUCCUGAACUCCACCCAAGUAACCACAGUACUCCUGAACUCAACCCAAGUAACCACAGUACACCUGAACUCAACCCAAGUAACCACAGUACACCUGAACUCAACCCAAGUAACCACAGUACACCUGAACUCAACCCAAGUAACCACAGUACUCCUGAACUCCACCCAAGUAACCACAGUACACCUGAACUCCACCCAAGUAAUCACAGUACUCCUAAACUCCACCCAAGUGACUGGAACAGUCCUGACCUCUACCCAAGUGACUGGAACAGUCCUGUCCUCCAUUCAAAAAGCUGGAGCAGUCCUACGCUGCACCAAAGUCAGUACUUCAACACUGGCAAGUUUUCUCCAAGCAGCAGUGAGACCCGUGCACCGAGGCACACCAGCAGUGACACAUGUGCACCGAGGCACACCAGCAGUGAGACCCGUCCACCGAGGCACACCAGCAGUGAGACCCGUGCACCGAGGCACACCAGCAGUGACACAUGUGCACCGAGGCACACCAGCAGUGAGACCUGUCCACCGAGGCACACCAGCAGUGACACAUGUGCACCGAGGCACACCAGCAGUGACACAUGUGCACCGAGGCACACCAGCAGUGAGACCCGUGCACCGAGGCACACCAGCAGUGAGACCCGUGCACCGAGGCACACCAGCAGUGACACAUGUGCACUGAGGCACACCAGCAGUGAGACCCGUCCACCGAGGCACACCAGCAGUGAGACCCGUGCACCGAGGCACACCAGCAGUGAGACCCGUGCACCGAGGCACACCAGCAGUGACACAUGUGCACCGAGGCACACUAGCAGUGAGACCCGUGCACCGAGGCACACCAGCAGUGACACAUGUGCACCAAGGCACACCGGCAAUGAGACCCGUGCACCGAGGCACACCAGCAGUGAGACCCGUGCACCGAGGCACACCAGCAGUGACACAUGUGCACCGAGGCACACCAGCAGUGAGACCCGUGCACCGAGGCACACCAGCAGUGAGACCCGUGCACCGAGGCACACCAGCAGUGAGACCCGUGCACCGAGGCACACCAGCAGUGAGACCCGUGCACCGAGGCACACCAGCAGUGAGACCCGUGCACCGAGGCACACCAGCAGUGAGACCCGUGCACCAGGACAGUACGUCCCACCUAGGUUACACCAGACCAGGGAGCUGACAAUCAGUAUGGAGCAUUGUGAGUAUUCUCAAGCCAGAUAG
Messenger RNA from Xyrauchen texanus (razorback sucker), 1769 nucleotides. RefSeq lists its product as uncharacterized. Lineage: Eukaryota; Metazoa; Chordata; Actinopteri; Cypriniformes; Catostomidae. The coding region runs from base 105 to 1769 and encodes 554 amino acids. The record is from RefSeq and is a predicted model, not a curated record. The transcript has 5 exons.